This is a messenger RNA of Polychytrium aggregatum, 1827 nucleotides long. RefSeq lists its product as uncharacterized. The record is from RefSeq and is a predicted model, not a curated record. Lineage: Eukaryota; Fungi; Chytridiomycota; Chytridiomycetes; Polychytriales. The coding region runs from base 1 to 1827 and encodes 608 amino acids. The transcript has 10 exons.
AUGCCUGGGAUGCUGAGGAUGAUCUACCGACUCGUUUUCGAUACGAUGCUUUCCGGCAGCGCCGAUUGCAAUCCCAUGGGCCAGGCUGUCCUGAACGCCAAUCUGAGCAACAGUUUUCCUGCAUCGGACAGCCUGCUGCUCAUCGCCAGUCAGCCGGUGCCGAACCUGGCAACGAUACCGCUCGGCAGCACCUACUAUGGUCCGUUGGCUCCACUGGCGAUCAACUGGUCGGCCGUUUCUGCAGCCCAGACGACCCUGAACUAUCAGAGCAGGGUAUGCGACGUCAAUUGUUGCUGCGACCCUGACUGCUCCAUGGGUGAACAGAACGCAACCUUCUCGGGCUGCCGUAACUCCAAUGCCUCUCAGUCUCAAGGCUCCAUUGAGUUUUGCUCGUCUUCCUUCUUCAGAAUCAACAAUGGAUAUGGAGCCGUUGCCGGAGGAGCGGCAGACUCAGCUGGGGCCCUCUGCGUGGUAUUCAGUAACAGCCCAAUCCAGGGAUUCUACUACAACAACCCUGGCACCAUCGUGAGCGACGCUGACUUCAAUGCCCAGACGGCCUCUCUGGAGUUCCCAAUCGCCCUGGAGAGCUACGACAUUGACAACUCGUACCUGAACUCGACCCCAUACAAGGGUAUUCGGUGGUUCCGCCUGGCCGCCCUGACGGUUGGAAUCAACAGCAUCAGCUGCGUCGAUCUUGCGAGCGGGAUUCAAAGCAAUUGCUCGAGCGCGACGCUGGCACCUCCCAGCUGGAAUGCCGCGGCGUCGGUUUGUGUCGGGGCAGUCGUGAAGACCAACAUCAACAUCCAGUAUGGGUACUACACCCUCAACGUGAGCUCUGUCAUCAACAACGUGACCACCUUUAGCAAUCAGUCGUUUUCGUUCGUCCAGCGCGUCAGCGCCGAUAUCGUCAUCGCCAACAUUACCUUGGCGAUUGGAGGGCGGAUCGAGCAGAGCUUCUCGACCACAUUCAGCUCGGUCAACAACACAGCAAGCGCCAUUGGCCGCUCAGGAAGCCCCGGAUACCGCUGGGGAUCGGAGAUCUUGGUUGGGUCCUUGACAACCAAUAGCUCGCAGCAGGCCAUCGUAUACAACCCCAACCCCAUUUACGGAAUCACCUUGGCUUCCGAGCAAUACUAUAGCAGCACGCAGGACCUCCAGUGCCCGGACUCACAGAACUACCUGUCUCGGACCCAAGUCACCUUUGGCGACAACGUCGUUGCGGGCUGCACGCUUUACUACAGCUUUGCGGAUCUCAACACCACGAGCUCGUGUGCCACGAUUCGGUCGCGACUCUUCCAGCUCCAGACGCUGACCGUUGCGGCGAUCACCCAUGUAGGCAAGUUUGGUAAUGCGAGCUAUCUGAACGUGAACGACUGGGUGCCGAUCCUCAACAAUCCGCCAAGCGCCUUGACAGGCAAUUCUCCUGUUGUCGACACACUCCCAGGAACAUGCUCGAGCCUUCUGACAGAGCUGGACGUGCAAGUCGUCUACAGCGACGCCGGGUCCAAAUACGAGCCCCAGAACACGAUCGUUGGGGUGCGGGUACAGUAUGUCUCGGGGCGGUUCCAGUAUCGCUGUCUCAAGGUCCAGGAUUGUCUGAACUUGGGUCAGGUGCAGCCGUUCCGGAUCCGCAAUACCGUGACAUUCGUGCCGCUCUCGAAUGCCGAGCCCCUCAUGUUCGUGCCUCCUCCACCAAACCUGUUCCCGCCGAUCCCGGACGAUCUGUUUUAUCCAUUUCAGCUCGGAGCUGGGCAAAGAUCGGGAAUGACAGCUGCAGGGCCGUGGUGGAUAGGGUCGGUGGCCUUGUUGGUGCUCUAUUUUGUGUAG